Trichogramma pretiosum is the source of this 2762-nucleotide messenger RNA. RefSeq lists its product as uncharacterized. The record is from RefSeq and is a predicted model, not a curated record. The coding region runs from base 170 to 2014 and encodes 614 amino acids. NCBI's taxonomy places the organism in Eukaryota, Metazoa, Arthropoda, Insecta, Hymenoptera, Trichogrammatidae. The transcript has 11 exons.
CACGGUACUACAUCGUCGAACGUCGAACAUAGAGAGAAUAUUUCAAGUGAAAUACGAACGAAAAUUAGCUAGUUACCAUCGUGGUCAAUGUCAUCAUCGUGUCUGAUGGGCGAGUGACGAUUCGCCGCGGUUAAUCGUGCAUAAGGACAACGCUAACAUAAGAUUGAAGAUGAAGUGGCCAUUAACACUGCUGUGCUUUCUGCUUCCUCAAUCGUGUAUCUUCGGGGCGCCUGGUUCCGGCUCGAACUGUCAAUUUCCAGCGCAGUGGAGGGGAAGCUGGUUCCAAUCGGGCGAGAACACCUUGAUAACGAUUAACGGCACGCGCAUAUCCAACAAAGGCCAAUGCAGCGAGAAUCAAGGAGAUAUGUUUCUCAUUUACGAUCAAAACGAGAAAUGUUCCCGAUGCCUCGUGAUGCACGAAAAACAUCCAAAUGUCAUUCAAUACAAAGAGACGUUUUGCACGGUAGGCGACUGGGACAUCUGCGUGCAUUUGGCCGGCGACGCGACCCUCUACUCGCUCUUCCGAUCGAACGCCGCGCCUUCGUCCUGUCCGUUUCACGGACCCCUCGAGUUCUCCUAUACUCGGGGCGGCGAAAAAUCCUGCAUGUCACCGCUGUCGCAGGCCGACGCCUGCACCCAGGACUCGAAGCUGCUCAUGCGUUACAUGGCCUGCGCCGACGUCAGUGGCACCGAGAGCUCGAACGUGGAAAUGGAAUGCCUGGCAACGUGGAAGGAGGGCAGCACGCAGUAUCUCGUGGCGCGUCUCAGCGGCACCGGUAUGGUCAAGGACGAGGACAGGUAUCGCUGCUUCGCCUACGCCAAGUCCAGCAACACCACGUGGAAUCUCGGCCAGAGCGGGGACGCCAGCUGCAACGGCCUGACGAGCGCCACCGACGGCGCCAAGACCCACAAGAUGAUACAGAAACCCGAAACGCCUCGCUGCACAUUCCCGAGCUGGCUGUACAAGCUGCAUUCGUGGGUAGCGCUGGAAUCGACCGCUGGUACGCGACUCCUGGCCUCGUACAACAAUCUCACCAUUCUGGACGAGCACGAGACCCAGUACACCUGUCACUCCAUGGUCAAAAGUAGCCACCAUCAUCCGGGACGAUUUCAAAUUGUGACCAGAGCCACCCGAGGCUGCACGAACGGCUACGUCUGCAUGGUGUUUCACCGGCGAGACGAUCACGUUAUGGAGCUGCAGCAGUCGCAAAAUUGGUCCCAGCAAGACGACGAGGCGUGCAAGCUCAGCUCUUUCAACCCCUUAUCGGCGCCUUACACAACCUUCAUCACUAUGGAACCAAUGACCCGUCAAUGCCCGUACCUCGGCCGCUACUCCGUGGUGUUCGUCACGAAAUCAGCAAGCGCGGAACAUAACGACGUGUGGCCAUCAAGACCGUCAUUGAAUAACAACAACAACAACAACGGCCUGUCCAGUCAAUACAAUGCCAACAACAAUAACAACAAUAAUAACAACAACAACGUCAUGACUAAUCACCGACGCAUCGACAACGUCGAGGAAAACGUCGCCGAAGUGCGAUCCAUGCAGGCGACGACACAAUCGCCGGCUCUGCCCGUUCGGUGUCAUCAAGCACGAGUGGAGGGUCUAAAUAUCGGCUGCACAAAGCCCGACAUCAUGGAAUUCGCCACGGAUUGCACGGAUAAAGCCUUGUUCAAAUAUUCGUGUCACGGCACUUGGGUGGAGAACGACACGGCCUAUCUGGUGGCGAGCACAGAGACCGGCCGCUACUGUCUCGUCUACAGCGCCACGGCCUCUGCGGUGACAACGCAGGGCUCCUCGAUCACCGGCAGCAGAGAGCUCACCAUUACCGGGCACAUGGCCUCGUGUCCCCGGCAGUCGCAUCUGCAUAAGCACGAGUGGCGAGUCAAUCUCACAGCGUACACGCAAUGCGAUGACGUUUCGUCCGCGUCGACGUGGCGGUCAUCCGGCACUUCGCUAACGACGCACAUGGUCCUCGUCGUAGGCAGUUUAGCGAUUCGCUACCUGGGCAGGUGAUACUGUUGCUGAAUGUAAAUCAUAUAUGGCGUUGAAAGCGCUCCAAUGAUUAUUUUUGACGCGUAAGCACCGAUGGUUGUCGUCGACCGAUCAACUGUUUCAAAUGUCUUGGUAAAGACAAAUCCUAAUAUACUAAUAGAUAAUGUAGAAUAAUAGGCUUUUGCGCGUCUUUGUAAGUGGAUUUUUUUUUAUUUCAUUCUUUUGUUCAAAUAGGCCCAGGGAUGAAAUAUAUUUUUAAAUAUGCAAUAGUUUUAGCGUCGAGAAAUUUUUAUUUCAGAAUGCUUUAUUUGCGAAUACGGUAGACUUCGAGCAUCCUUUCGAAUAGAUUUUCAAAAUUUCACUCGAGCAUUAUUGAAACAAAUAAUUGUUUCUAUUUAAUUAUUCAUUUAUGCUUAGGGAAGGCAAAGAAACGUAAGAAAUCAAAAAAAGAUAUUAUCAAAAUUUUAAAAUUAUUCAAUAAACAAAUGCGUGUACCCUUGAUACGGACGUAGUAAAAAAGAGUAGAAACCAUACGGGGUGCUGGGGCCAAAUAAAUUAUGAGGAUAAUUGCGCUUAUUGAAAAGCAAAAAAUAUUGAAAAUUUAUUCAAGGAUGCUAGAUUGUCGAUUUACGAACAGAUGUAAAAAAAUAUAUAUUGUAAAAUAUUAACCAAGUCAUUCCUGUGAAUUAGUUAUCAAAAUAAUGAUUGUUAUUAGCUUUGAAAACUACUUUUGUAUGAAAAUAAGUAUCAAAGAAAAAAAUUAGUUAGA